AUUCCUCAGUUAUGCCCCUUUACUACUUCGCCAAUAGAUGGCGCCAAACGCUACGGUCCUGCGCGUACUUCCGGUAUAUUACGCGGUUCAUAGAUAUUUGCACGACCAACAACUACAACGAAGUAUUUACGAUGCCUUCGACGUGCUGCUGUGUCCCGGGAUGCUGCAAUCGAGGUGGUUUGUCGUUUCCGAGAGAACCCAUGUUGCUGAAACGAUGGUUGAUAGCUAUUCGGAGGAGCGACGAAUCAAACCAAGGCAAGAUGUGGAAACCGUCACCUCACAGUGUUGUGUGUCAUUCCCACUUCAGACCGUCUGAUUUCAUUGCUGUAACUAGUUAUGGUGCUUGUUUUCCACAGAGAUGAGGCACAGAUGAUUCAAGAAUACAGGGUGUACACCUCUGAGGAAACAGAGAAAACCAGAUGCUGUACCAUCAAUCUUUCCCUGGACUGCAUCAGCCAACGCACUUGAGGCCGAUGGAGGAUUAAGGAAAUCCCGCAUUGAAAGACGUGAGAGCCAAAAGAGGACAUUUAAAGCAAUGGAUACAGAUUGUUAUAUUGAAUGUGAUCUCAGUGAGGUAGCUGGGGAGGAAAUAAUUGACAAUGUUGAGUUUGAUGACAUGAAUACCGACUUAAACAUUUGUUCUGCAGAUAGUGCAGAGGUUGAAUAUGAAAGUACAUCAGCUCAGACAGACAAAUUUCCAAUGCUUUCAUUACAAAGUAUUAUGUUUAAUGCUGCAGCAAUUUUGUUUUAUACAGGACUGUCAAACUAUACAGACUUCACCUUUGUACUUGCAAGUUUGGGUCCUUGUGCAUAUCACCUAAAUUAUUUGUACAGCAAAGUUGACAGUAUGACUAUCAGUGUGGAAAAUCAAUUGCUUUUAACACUUAUGAAACUGCGCCGACAUAAGACUAACUUUGAACUUGGUCUUCAUUUUGGAAUUUCAGAGAAAACUGUAUUAAAUGUAUGGAUCACCUGGGUAAAUUUUAUGUAUAGACAGUGGAGUGAGCUUGAUAACUGGCCAGAACGAGACUUAGUGCACUAUUUUUGUCCUUCUGAUUUCAAAUCCAAAUUUCCAUCCACACGAAUUAUCAUUGAUGGUACUGAAUGCCCUAUCCAGAAACCAAAACGUCCCAUAGCUCAGCAGUCUACAUACUCAACGUAUAAAAAUCGAAAUACUAUCAAAAUACUUGUUGGAUCCACACCAGGUGGUCUUGUGUCGUAUGUGUCUCCUGCGUAUGGUGGCUCCACAAGUGAUCGUCAAAUAGUAGAGCGUAGUGGUUUGACAGUGAUGUGUGACCCAGGAGAUAGUAUUAUGGCCGAUAAAGGUUUCAACGUACAAGAUAUUUUUGCACCAAAAGAUGUUACCAUUAAUAUGCCAACAUUCUUCUCAAAGAAAAACCGUAUGUCUGGCAAGACUGUUAUGCGUGAUAGGAAAAUAUCAAGCAAAAGAGUUCACAUUGAACGUAUUAUUGGUCUGGCAAAAACAUUCAAAAUACUCACUGAACCUCUUAACAGUUCAGAAACCAAAUUAGCCACAGAAAUAACCACGGUUUGCUUCAUGCUUUGUUCUUUCAAAAAGUGCAUUGUUCCCACUACUUGCUAAUCAUUAAAAAUAUCUUUGAUUCCAGGCGGACGUUAGUCAGACGUAGAGUAUGGAGAUUUGUUUCUAAUUUCUUUCAAAAAGGCCUGUUAUUUGCGUUUGCUACAUGAUUAAAGAUAAUUGUUGCUAAAUAUUCAUGAGGAUAAAGUUGAAUGUAACAUGUUAUCGAUUAUGUAUCAUGUUGAGACUAGAAUGGGAAUCUGUGGUCAAAAAGCAAGUUUGAAGCAAAUUUACCAUUUGUGUGCAGCCACAAUCAAUCAUACUCUUUUGUCAAGGUACAAACAUAAAUGUGUAAGUAUCAGAGAUUAUGAUAAUGUAAUGCUAAACGUCCUGUUCAAUGUGGUGUUAAACCCAUCUCACUCACUGAAUUUGUUUUACAUUUAUGACAUCAGUGACAUGAAUUUAAGAAUGUUGACAUUGUUUGGUGCGUACUGUUACAUUAUCCCCUGCCACAAAGUGGGAGAGACACAUUUCUUGUCCGAGCAUAAUUCGGAAACUGUUUCAUAUGACUUUAUGAAACUUUGCACAUGUAUCAAACACAAGUUGAACUGGUGCCCUUUCCUGUUUUCCAUGGCAGCAAUUUGGAUUAAACCCAAAUACUGGUUGCUUUUAUUUCACGAACUUAAAAUCUGAAUAAGUUGAAGUGUAUAUUUCUGGAUCAUAUAUCCAUUAUUUUUUCAAUGGAUACAUGUUUACUGAGAAACAAAUUGUAAUUUAUUGUGUCCCAUGGCUGUGUAUUCUUGUUUCAUAUGAUACUGGCAGCAGCUAGACCGGUCCAGAUAUUUGGCACAUCUUAGUGCUGUUGCUUCAGCUCUCUCAGAUGUUAUAAAAGGCAAUCAUGACAAGAAAGAAGUCAAUGACAAUGUUUUUUUAUCAUUCCCUCAAACAGUUCAGCUGCAGAUAAUAAUCACAUGACAGUUGUAAUUCCUCAGAUAUAGAGCUGAAGGAGUAUGCUUCAAGCAGUGAUGAUAUUUAUGAGUAUGGACACUGAAUUGUGAUUAUGUAUUGCACUGCUUCAUCUAUAUUUAGAUCUUCCAACUAUUAACUACUGGAGUACUUAACAGAUGGUUGCCAUCGUCACAAAAGGAGUUAAAAGUUAAUGUCACAUCAAUACUAUUUCAGCCAUAUAGCGACAAAACCAAGUUGAUAUACACAAUUUACUCAUGAAUGCAAAGGUAUAUUUAAAAACAUUUUUUCAUACACAUUUGGACGUAACAAUAUCAUUUAUACAGUUUUAAAACACGGGUUAUAGGCCAUCAGAAACCAAAGCUAGGCCACCUCACCGGGGAUCAUGGGGACUUACGGUGCCUCUGCUUCCUGCACGAUACCCCAGCAGGAUUUAUGUCAUUAACUAAGCCACUGGUGGUUGUGCUCAAUACUAGCCAGUCAGCAAUGAUGUCAGUUGAUUAUAGCAUCACAUCAAAUUUAAAAACAGGCAAUUAAUGAUUCACAUACAUAUUUAGAUUAUUUUUUUUUACAGACCAUUUUUUCUUUCAAGUAGUUGAUAAUGAGGUGCCUGGUCAUAUAGUACUUUAUCAUCCAAAACUGGCUCCCACAGGCGAUAUCGCUUGGAUGAGAUCAAGCGAUAUCUACACUGUAGAUAUCGCUGCAAUGAAAUUACAUCGGGUGAGAUUCUCUAUGUAACAGUAAGUAUGAACUGACAUCUGAGAUUGUAUUUAUUUAGACUAGUGAAUGCAUCCAUGUAUGGGACCAGUGUGUACGUUGUGAUAUUUAGAUUAUCCAACUUAUAAAUACUGGAGUGAUUAAGAGAUGGAUGCCAUUGUCACAUAGUACUGUAACAGUAAGUACUAUAUGUCUUAAUAAACAUCUGAGAUUGUAUUUAUUUACACAAGUGAAUACAUCAAUGUAUGGGACCAGAGUUCAACCUGGUUUUGUCUGAUGCAACUCUUUUCACGUCAACAUGCAUCUGGUGAAAUAUCAUCCUUAAAUGGAGCCCCGCAAGUUUUUUCAUAACUUUUUGUUUGUGAAUGUCCAUAUAUGCAGAAUAUAAUAUGUUCAGCAUUAAACAUUGAGACUACAA
Messenger RNA from Haliotis rufescens (red abalone), 3641 nucleotides. RefSeq lists its product as uncharacterized. The coding region runs from base 536 to 1603 and encodes 355 amino acids. The record is from RefSeq and is a predicted model, not a curated record. Lineage: Eukaryota; Metazoa; Mollusca; Gastropoda; Lepetellida; Haliotidae. The transcript is spliced from 3 exons.